ACCGAACUACAUGCUUGGUUCUUCAAGAAUGAUUGCAUGUCAUUCAGCAGCUUCAAACUCUGAGUAUCCAAGAACUCGUAAAUUGGAGAAAAUCAUCAGACAGACUUCACUUAUAGAUUAGUCAUGGAACCGUGUGAGUUUUUCAUUUAACAAGCAGCAAAAAAGCAGCAUGACAUCCUGUUGUGACUUGUGUACUCUGAUUUUCUAAUUUCAAACAUCAUCCAUGUUCUUGGAAUAUUUUUACUGAUACAGAUUGAUCUGUCAGUGAAUUUUUUAAUUGCAGAUAUGUUAAACUGACUGAAAUCAACUCACGGAAUGAACCAAAUCGGAUGAAAUCGUCUGAGUGGGGACAGACUGGAUAUCAUACCUGAGAAAGUUAACAGUGGAAUUCAGCUGAAGUGAAAAAUACAUCUGUGGCAAAUAUAGUAUUUCAUUGUUGGCCUCAAUAAAGUUGCAUGUUUUGGAGGUUGAACAGUUUUCCAGGGCAGUUAAAGUAAAUGGCAAUGUCAGUCUUACUACACACCUGACUUGCAUUGUGGGUAGGGACCUGAGCAGAUAUAAAAAUGGUUGUCAAUCUCACAUGAUCAUCUCAGGAUUUGCAGUUCAAGGAGAUCUGAAAAUUCAAAUCAUUAUUAUGGAGUUCAGGCACUUUGAAACAGCAUUUCUCUUGCUUUCUGCACUCAUCUGUGUCCGUGGUGCUCUGGCCACCGGAAACAACAGUCUGGACCUUCAGAAUGUCGGAGCCAGUGGUGACGAUGACGUGGAUGCGAUUGUGAAGGCUUUGCUGACUCUGCAAGAGAGACUGGCUGCUACCAAGCUGGAGCUUCAAACAAAGCUAGAAGACUCGGAGAGGAAGCAGAAGGAACUACAGACCAGAAUCGACGCCACUGAUGCUCACGUGCUGGAACUGAGUAAAACAUCCCAAGCUUUAGCCAAACCACAGGUGGCAUUCACGGCCUCGAUACAAUCAUCAGGUGCACAUGGUGACACACUGGUGUAUGGAAAAGCGAUAACCAACUUUGGUCAUGCAUACAACCCACAAACAGGUCUGAACAAAAGCACUGUUUGCUACAGUUGUGGGCUGAAUAAAACCAAGGAAAGAUUUAGUGUAAUCACUAUGAUGCUUAUCAAAUGGAUAAUCACCUUCAUACCUAUGAAAGAAAUUAAUCAUGUUUAUUAUUGAAUUUUCAUAAUUAUGAUGUUAAUGGGGCACUUUCAUAUUUUACUUUCGAGUUUUCAUUGUUCAGAAACAAUUGAAAAGCGAAUACAAAUGAGAAAAUUCCUACGGACCUGCUGGAAACAGGUGGAUGUUUUUCCAGGGAUCUUCACGGCUCCCGUGAAGGGCGUCUAUGCGUUCUCUCUCCAUUUCUUGGCGAUGUCGCCCCUGACUAACCUGGGCAUUUUUAAAAAUGGCAGUGAGCUGGUAUCGACCCUGGCGUAUCUAAUCACGAGGAGCUCCUCUGUCAUUGGGGAGAGUGCCUCAAACGCAGUCACAACUGAGCUGAGGAAAGGAGACACGGUCUACGUGAGGCUGCAACGAGAAAACAAGGUUGGAAACAAUGACAAAAUCUAUUCAACAUUCAGUGGAACACUGCUGUUCACCCUGGAUUAAUCGAAAAUGCCCCAAAUUGAAUUGACAAGGCUUAUUCCAACAUUAAUCUUGCCAAUUGCACAAAUACUCAUGAAAACAAAUACUGUAUAAAUUCCCUCACUCUGCCUUCCCUGUUGUGCUUGAUAUAGCAGCCUA
Molecule: messenger RNA, 1747 nt
Organism: Electrophorus electricus (electric eel)
Lineage: Eukaryota; Metazoa; Chordata; Actinopteri; Gymnotiformes; Gymnotidae
Source: RefSeq, a predicted model, not a curated record